AUGAGCGGCAACGAGCCACCGUUGCAUUUCCUCUCCGCAGGUGAGCUGCAGCGGAAGCUAGAGGCUGGCGAUACGACCAGCGUGAAGCUGGUGAGCCAUUUCCUGGACCAGAUUGAACGACAUAAUUGGCAGGGUCGGAAGCUCAAUGCCGUUACUGCGACACUGCCGCGGGAGCUGGCCAUGGCUCGGGCUACGGAGCUGGAUGAAGAACGGCUCAAUGGGAAUGUGAGGGGACCGCUCCAUGGCAUCCCGAUUAUCAUCAAGGACACUGUUGUGACAGACGAGGCGCUGGGCAUGCCGACGAGUGCGGGGACAGCCGUCUUGGCGAUAAUGAAGGCAAGAGAGAAUGCAACCAUCGUGGAUAGAAUGCGUGAGGCUGGCCUCAUCAUCCUUGGCAAGGGGAACAUGACAGAGUUCUGUGGAAUGAAGUCCAAGGACACGCCGGUUGGAUGGAGCGCGUUUAAAGGUCAAACGCUCUCAGCGUACCGUCGCAAGGACCUGGCCGAGGAAGACCAGCCGGUCUCGGGUGGCUCGUCUUCUGGGCCAGCGGCGAGCGUCUCCGCCGGUUUUGCGCCCCUGGGGAUCGGCACGGAGACAACGGGCUCGACGGUGCUGCCGGCGAGCACUAACGGCAUAUACGCGCUUAAGUUGAGCUACGGCACGGUACCGACUCACGGAAUCUUCAAGCUGAGCAGGAGUUUUGAUUGCGUUGGGGUUAUGGCCCGCGAUCCGGUGGACCUUGCGCCUCUGGCGUCCGUUCUCCUGUCUGGCAGCGGCGAUGAUGGCCCACAAGCUGGAAAUAUGCAGGCAGACUCUAAGGGGUUUUCACUGCAUCAAGGAGUGAGAGACGGGAUUGAGAAGGGGUUUGAGGGUAUGGGAAUCGGGGUGAUGGCUCCUGCGUGGGGAGUGCACGAGUCGAUUCGCAAGGGCAAAUGGGACCAUCCUGAUGUCAUUGGCAAGUAUGAGGGCGCGGUCGAGAAGAUGAAGUCCCUCGGCGCGAAGACAGUAUAUCCCCUUCAGGUCCCAGAGGCAGACGACGUCUUGAAGUACAGAGACCAAUCACUCGUUACUGCGGCGUACCAUGAGUUCCCGCACAACGUUGAUGAGUUUAUCGCGUGCUUUCAUGGGAAUGAUGAGAUCAGAAACCUUCAAGACAUCGUUGGCUGGAACGAGAGGAACAGCGACAUUGCCAUGCCAGAGCCACACACGGGCCAGACCGAGCUCAUCGCAGCGCUCAAUUCGACUCUCUCACCCGACGAGCAUGCCGCCACCGUCGCCCACCUGCGUCGCGUGGCUGAGCAAGAGACCAUGGGGAAGGCGAUGCAAGACGCAGAUGUGGACAUUGUGCUAUCUGCCUCGGACGCGCAGCUUGUUACCUUUGCUGCGUGCGCGGGGUGGCCGACGGCAGCAGUGCCGCUGGGGCGGUGGACGGCGCGGAACGGCCAGCCGUAUGGCAUGUUUGCGCUGGCCAGAGGCGGAAGAGAGGACGUGCUGCUGCGGUUCAUGGUGGCCUGGAAGGGCAGCAUCGGUGGCGUUGAGCGGCCUGACAUGGAUGGCUGGGAGUGA
Purpureocillium lilacinum is the source of this 1566-nucleotide messenger RNA. RefSeq lists its product as uncharacterized. The record is from RefSeq and is a predicted model, not a curated record. Lineage: Eukaryota; Fungi; Ascomycota; Sordariomycetes; Hypocreales; Ophiocordycipitaceae.